CUGCAGGACACCACAGUGACCACAGCACCACCUACUGUUCUCCAGGGUUGAAGAAGGUCCAGACACUGAAGGCCACCUGAACUUUAAGUGAAAAUCAUGGAGGACCGAGAAGCAUUUAAUUACAGUCCAAGAAGAGGUGCUGCCAGUUUUCAGUCUCAGCCAGACUUUGAGUCAAGCUCCCAGUUUGGUCUACCAGUUUACAGCAGGGCUUCUGGGCUGAGCCCUCAGAAAGAUGCAGAUGCCUAUGAAGACCAUGACCAGGCGGAAGAGGUGUUACUUUCUAAAGGAAGUGACAGACUCAGAAUGGAGAGGGCUUCCGCCCCCAAACCUAAAGAUAAACUUGGUUCCUUUAACUUCCAGUUGGGAGAUGAGGAUGAAGACUCAGAUGAUGAGCCAACUGUCGUCUCUCUCCCUGCUGUGUCACCUGGGGCAAGCAUAACCCAGGAUGAAGAGAUCAUCCUGGACCAGAUCAAGGACUUCGAGAUUGAAGACAAUAGCACAAAGCCUGAAGUCUGGCAAAGUGAGUGGCACAAGAAACACAUGGCAGCAAUAAGUAGUGAGAAGUUUGACAGCCUCCUGAAGAUGUUUCCUGAAUUCCACGACUCCAAGAGCCACAUGGCGGCAUUUGUUUUGAUAAGGGAAGUGUUGGAUAGUGCAGGUCGACCCUGUGAACAUUACAAGGUGGUGGCACUGGGGGAUGGACGUUCAGGCUGCACCCAGCGGCUUGGCUACAAUGGGACGAUGGUCCAUGACUGCCACGCCAUCAUCAUCGCCAGGCGGGCUCUCCUAAGGUUUCUGUACAAACACCUUCUGCUCUUCUUUGAUGCUGAUCCAAAUGCCAAGGAGAACUGUAUUUUUGAUAGCAGUGCAGAAAGCCAUCAGCUUCCGCUCAAACCCAAGAUCAGCCUGCACCUCUACACCAAUCAGUGUCCUGAAGGAUCCGCUAAGGACUUCUGCUUCAAGGGCUCUGUGAACAACUCUUGGACAGCAAUGAAGCUGCUGUAUCACGCCAUGGGCCAGCUGGUCCCUAUAGUCUACCUUGAACCAAGUUUCUGGGGCGCCAGAGUUUGCUGCAUGUCCAGUAGUGACAAGCUGUGUCGCUGGUCUUUCACUGGGGUUCAGGGUGCAUUACUGAGCCACUUCAUUCAGCCACUCUACAUCACCAGCAUGGUGCUAGGGGGCCAGAAGCUCGUUAACGUAGAGGGGUCUGAUGUCACCAACGUGGAAGGUGAUGUAUGGGAGGAGUUUCUGCCGCCAUCCUACAAGAAACACAAAAUCGUCUGCCUCAGUGGCGACUACGUGGGUCCCGUUGUGACCUCCUCACAGAACAAGAACCUCAGCAUCAACUGGUGCCUUGGUGACAAGGAUAUUGAAGUUCUGGACAGUCGCAAGGGCUACAUUGUUGAUGGCUCUCCCUAUAUAAGUGGGCCUGGCUUUUCCAGCAGACUCUGCAAGAGAGCCUUCUACAAUUACUUCCUCCGAGUUGCAGAGCUGGGCGGGCACAGCUAUCUGCUGGAGCUUCCAACCUACCACAGCGUCAAGGUGGAAGCCGAAGUCUACCAGACAGUCAAACUUCUGGUCAAGCAACACUUUGUAAACAUCAACGUAGGUCCGUGGAAUUCAAAAGAGAUGGUGGAUUGCUUUCAUGCUUGAACUCUUUUUUUUUAUUUUAUUUUUUUAUUUUUUCUUCUUCUGUUAAAGUUUAUCCAAGUUCCUCCUGAGAUUUUGUUCAAUGUUCUGGAAACAAAACAUCCCUUAAAGUAAUUUGAUAUUUAUUUUCAUGUAUAGCGUUGGUGGUGUUUUCUGUUUGUGUAGGUGUGAAAAAUAAACUGGACCUUACCGCACCACA
Molecule: messenger RNA, 1849 nt
Organism: Hippoglossus stenolepis (Pacific halibut)
Lineage: Eukaryota; Metazoa; Chordata; Actinopteri; Pleuronectiformes; Pleuronectidae
Gene: adad2
Product: adenosine deaminase domain containing 2
Exons: 11
Coding region: 97-1653 (518 amino acids)
Biological process (GO): adenosine to inosine editing; RNA processing
Cellular component (GO): nucleolus; cytoplasm
Molecular function (GO): tRNA-specific adenosine deaminase activity; double-stranded RNA adenosine deaminase activity; double-stranded RNA binding
Source: RefSeq, a predicted model, not a curated record